UAAUCGGCUGCGCUCGGUGAAUUCCGUAAGUCGAGAAGGGAUUUACUCUAAAGAGGCAGGAGGAGACCGUAGUUUACUGUGCAUCGAGGUGUUGUGAGCUUGCAAUGAAACUGCGGUAAACAAACUCACCGCUGUGAAGAUCUGCAGGGGCUUCAGAGUCAUUUACGCCUCAAAAUUACGGUGUGGACUGGUUGUAAUACUUGAGUUGGCAGGAUGGUGGUGCUGUCUCUGAAGAUCUGUGUGAGACAGUGUAAUGUGGUGAAGACUAUGCAGUUUGAGCCGUCAACGGCUGUGUAUGACGCAUGCAGAGUCAUCAGAGAGAGGGUACCAGAAGCCCAGACAGGACAAGCAUCAGAAUAUGGGCUGUUUCUAUCAGAUGAGGACCCCAGGAAGGGCAUCUGGCUGGAGGGUGGCCGGGCGCUGGAUUAUUACAUGCUGAGAAAUGGGGACAUACUGGAGUAUAAGAAAAAACAAAGACCUCAAAAGAUAAAAAUGCUGGACGGGGCAGUUAAAACUAUCAUGGUGGACGAUUCCAAAACUGUGGGAGAGCUGCUUGUCACUAUCUGCAGUAGAAUAGGAAUCACAAACUAUGAAGAGUACUCUCUCAUUCAGGAGGGGGUGGAAGAGAAGAAAGAUGAAGGGACGGGUACACUUAAGAAGGACAGAACACUCCUGAGGGAGGAGAGGAAGAUGGAGAAACUUAAAGCUAAACUGCACACAGAUGAUGACUUGAAUUGGUUGGACCACGGGCGUACAUUUAGAGAACAGGGGGUUGAGGAGAGCGAAACUUUGCUGUUGAGGCGAAAGUUCUUUUACUCUGAUCAAAAUGUGGACUCUCGAGAUCCAGUGCAGCUUAAUUUGCUCUACGUACAGGCACGUGAUGACAUACUGAAUGGUUCUCAUCCGGUGUCGUUCGACAAGGCUUGUGAAUUUGGUGGCAUUCAAACGCAGAUCCAAUUUGGUCCUCAUAUAGAACAUAAACACAAGUCAGGAUUUCUGGACUUGAAAGAGUUUUUGCCUAAAGAGUACAUCAAACAAAGAGGUGCGGAGAAGAAACUUUUUCAGGAGCAUAAGGCUUGUGGUGAAAUGACAGAGAUUGAAGCCAAAGUGAAGUAUGUGAAGCUUGCGAGAUCCCUCAGAACAUACGGGGUGUCUUUUUUCUUAGUGAAGGAGAAAAUGAAAAGCAAGAACAAACUGGUCCCAAGGCUGCUUGGUAUAACCAAAGAAUCGGUGAUGCGAGUGGAUGAGAGAACCAAAGAUGUGGUUCAAGAGUGGCCGCUAACCACAGUGAAGAGAUGGGCUGCAUCACCUAAGAGCUUUACACUGGAUUUUGGAGAGUAUCAGGAAAGCUACUAUUCAGUUCAGACCACCGAGGGCGAGCAGAUAUCUCAACUUAUAGCUGGUUACAUUGACAUCAUCCUUAAGAAGAAACAAAGCAAGGACCGAUUUGGUUUGGAGGGAGAUGAGGAGGCCACCAUGUUAGAGGAGUCAGUUUCUCCGAAAAAAUCCACUAUAUUACAACAGCAGUUUAACCGUGUUGAACAGGUAGAGCAUGGCUCGGUUGCUCUGCCAGGGAUCUUGAGGUCGGGUUCUGUGGGUCCAGAAACGCUGAACAUGGGAACAAUGCCAUCUCCACAACAACAGAUCACCACUGGACAGAUGCAUCUUGGACAUAUGCCACCCCUGAGUGCAGCCCAACAGGCUCUAGUGGGCACCAUCAACACCAGUAUGCAGGCGGUGCAGCAGGCACAGUCGGACUUGGAGGACGUCGAAGAGCUGCCACCACUUGGAGAUGAUAUGGCUUCUAAGAUGUGGAUUCAAAACAAGAUGGAUGAAUCCAAGCAUGAUAUUCACUCUCAGGUGGAUGCCAUCACAGCUGGAACUGCAUCUGUGGUCAAUCUCACUGCUGGUGACCCAGUAGACACAGAUUAUACCGCAGUAGGCUGUGCCAUCACCACAAUCUCCUCUAAUCUGACGGAGAUGUCAAAGGGUGUAAAGCUGCUGGCUGCUCUGAUGGAGGAUGAAGUGGGCAGCGGGCAGGACCUGAUGAGAGCCGCAAGGACUCUAACUGGAGCUGUAUCUGACCUGCUCAAAGCCGUGGAGCCCACAUCAGGGGAGCCACGACAGACGGUUCUGACCGCAGCUGGUAGUAUCGGCCAAGCCAGUGGAGAUCUUCUUCGGCAGAUUGGAGAGAACGAAACGGACGAGCGGUUCCAGGAUGUGCUGAUGAACCUGGCUAAAGCCGUGGCUAAUGCAGCAGCCAUGAUGGUUCUGAAGGCCAAGAACGUGGCUCAGGUUUCUGAAGACGUCGUCCUGCAAAACAGGGUUAUUGCUGCUGCUACCCAAUGUGCCCUCUCCACUUCACAACUUGUAGCAUGUGCAAAGGUUGUGAGCCCCACUAUCAGUUCACCGGUGUGUCAGGAGCAGCUGAUUGAGGCUGGUAAACUGGUGGAUCGUUCAGUUGAAGGUUGCGUGAAGGCCUGUCUGUCGGCUACCAGUGACGGGGAACUGCUGAAGGCGGUCAAUGCUGCGGCUGGCAUCGUCACCCAGUCCCUCAGUGACCUCCUGACGCACGUGAGGAACUACGCUACACGUGGCGAGCCCAUUGGACGUUACGACCAGGCGACUGACACCAUCAUGACCGUUACAGAGAGUAUUUUCAGCUCCAUGGGUGAUGCUGGGGAGAUGGUGAGACAGGCGCGGGUUCUGGCCCAGGCGACCUCUGACCUGGUUAAUGCAAUGCGAUCAGAUGCUGAGGUGGAGAUGGAUAUCAACAAUUCUAAAAAGCUUCUCGCUGCUGCCAAACUGCUUGCAGAUGCCACUGCUCGAAUGGUUGAGGCUGCAAAGGGAGCUGCAGCGUAUCCUGAGAAUGAAGACCAGCAGCAGAAGCUGCGAGAGGCUGCAGAGGGUCUGCGUGUGGCCACCAACGCAGCUGCCCAGAACGCCAUCAAGAAGAAACUCAUAACAAGACUGGAGAACGCUGCUAAACAAGCUGCUGCUGCUGCCACUCAAGCCAUUGCGGCGGCCCAGAAUGCAGCAGCCUCUAACAAAAAUACUGCCGCCCACCAGCAACUGGUUCAGAGUUGCAAGGCUGUAGCCGACCACAUCCCUCAGCUGGUGCAGGGAAUUAGGGGCAGUCAAGGGCAGCCAGAGGAUGAUAGUGCCCAACUUGCCCUUAUCAUUGCCAGUCAGAACUUUCUUCAGCCCGGUAGUAAGAUGGUGUCCUCUGCAAAGUCGUCCGUACCCACGGUGACUGACCAGGCGGCAGCCAUGCAGCUGGGACAGUGUGCCAAAAACCUGGCCACCAGUCUGGCCGAGCUCCGCACGGCUGCACAGACGGCUCAAGAGGCAUGUGGCCCAAUGGAAAUCGACUCUGCCCUCAUAGCAGUGCAGACACUUAAAAAUGAACUCCAGGAUGCUAAAAUGGCUGCUUCUGAGGGACAACUGAAACCUCUACCUGGUGAAUCGUUGGAUAAGUGCACUCAUGACCUGGGUGGUACUUCUAAGGCUGUUGGCUCCUCCAUGGCCCAGCUGCUUACCUGUGCUGCACAGGGGAAUGAGCAUUACACAGGUAUAGCCGCAAGCGAAACGGCCCAGGCUCUUAAGACUUUAGCGCAGGCCGCGAGGGGCGUUGCUGCUACCACGUCCGACCCCACUUGCGCUGCAGCUAUGCUGGAUUCUGCACGGGAGGUUAUGGAAGGAUCGGCCAAAUUGAUUUCUGAAGCCAAACAGGCGCUGGUUGCCCCUGGUGAUGCAGAGCUGCAGCAAAGGCUGGCACAGGUAGCGAAGGCCGUGUCUUACUCACUUAACGCUUGUGUGAACUGCCUACCUGGCCAGAAGGACGUUGAUAUGGCUUUGAAAAGCAUUGGAGAGGCCAGUAAAAAACUGCUGGUAGAGACGCUUCCUCCCUGCAGUAAAACCUUCCAGGAGGCUCAGAGUGACCUCAACCAGACGGCAGCCGAUCUGAACCAGUCUGCUGGUGAUGUGGUCCAUGCCUCUAGAGGAACCACCACCAAGCUUGCAGACGCUUCAGGAAAGUUCAGUGAGGACUUCGAUGAGUUCCUGGAUGCUGGCAUUGAGAUGGCUGGCCACACUCAGAGUAAGGACGAUCAGAUGCAUGUGAUUGGGAAUCUGAAGAACAUCUCAAUGGCCUCAAGUAAACUGCUGUUGGCUGCGAAGUCUUUAUCUGUGGACCCUGCAGCAGGAAAUGCAAAGAACCUUCUUGCUGCUGCUGCCAGGACUGUCACUGAAAGCAUCAACCAGUUGAUUACCCUGUGUACCCAGAAUGCACCAGGACAGAGAGAAUGUGACAAUGCACUAAGAGAGCUUGAGGCUGUUAAGGGGCUGCUGGAUAACUCGAAUGAGCCAGUCAAUGAUCUCUCUUACUUUGACUGCAUUGAAAGUGUCAUGGAGAACUCUAAGGUCCUUGGUGAGUCUAUGGCCGGUAUAUCUCAUAACUGUAAGACAGGAGAUGUUUUGGCAUUUGGGGACUGUGUGGGUGGAGCUUCGAAAGCUCUCUGUGGGCUGACAGAAGCUGCUGGACAAGCCUCUUACCUAGUGGGUGUGUCUGACCCUCGCAGCCAAGCCGGACAUCCAGGCUUGGUGGAUCCGAUCCAGUUUGCUCGAGCUAAUCAGGCAAUCCAGAUGGCUUGUCAAAAUCUUGUAGACCGAGAUAGUAGUCCUUCACAGGUACUCUCAGCUGCCACCAUUGUUGCCAAACACACCUCAGCGUUGUGUAACGCUUGCCGUCUCGCCUCCUCUAAGACUGCUAACCCUGUAGCCAAACGCCACUUUGUCCAGUCAGCCAAAGAAGUGGCCAACAGCACAGCCAAUUUGGUCAAAACCAUUAAGGCUUUGGAUGGGGAUUUCUCUGAGGAAAACCGCGAGAAAUGCCGCAUUGCAACAGCACCGCUUCUUGAAGCUGUUGACAAUCUGACAACAUUUGCAUCCAAUCCAGAAUUUGCUAGUGUGCCUGCGCAGAUAAGUAGAGAGGGUUGCGCUGCACAGGAGCCAAUCAUCCAAUCAGCUCGCUCCAUGCUUGACAGCUCCACCCACCUUCUGAAAACCGCACGGUCAUUAGUUAUGAACCCUAAAGAUCCACCCACGUGGUCAUCACUCGCAAGCCAUUCACGCAUAGUGUCAGACUCUAUUAAGAGUCUCAUAACUGCUAUCAGGGAUAAAGCUCCUGGCCAGAAAGAAUGUGACUCAGCUAUUGACAAUAUCAAUAAAUGCAUCAGAGAUAUUGAGCAAGCCUCUCUAGCAGCUGUUAGUCAAAAUCUUUCUCGUAGAGAUGAAAUUUCAUCUGAGGCUUUGCAGGAGCAGUUGACAUCUUCAGUUCAGGAGGUGGGUCAUCUCAUUGAGCCCAUCUCUACUGCAGCUAAAGGAGAAGCAGCACAACUGGGACAUAAGGUCUCCCAGUUGGUCAGUUACUUUGCUCCUCUGGUCUCAGCCUCUAUGGGCAUGGCCUCCAAAAUCUUGGAUCACCAGCAGCAGAUGAACCUUCUGGAUCAGACCAAGACUCUUGCUGAGUCUGCUCUGCAAAUGCUUUAUGCUGCCAAGGAAGGUGGUGGAAACCCAAAGGCGACUCAUACCCAUGAUGCGAUAGCAGAAGCUGCCCAGCUCAUGAGGGAAGCGGUUGACGAUCUCAUGGUGACCCUGAAUGAAGCUGCCAGUGAGGUUGGGAUGGUUAGUGGUAUGGUGGACUUAAUCGCUGAUGCCAUGGGCAAGCUGGGUGAAGGUACCCCACCAGAACCAGAAGGUUCAUUUGUGGAAUACCAGACCACCAUGGUGAAACAUUCAAAAGCUAUUGCCGUCAGUGCACAAGAGAUGAUUACUAAAUCCGUGAGCGCCCCAGAAGAUCUGGGCAGUCUCGCCUCUCAGGUCACGGCGGACUACAACCAGCUGGCAGUACAGGGUCGUCUGGCUGCUGCUACUGCUGAGCCAGAGGAGAUCGGUUUCCAGAUAAAGACACGCGUGCAGGAGCUGGGGCAUGGAUGCAUUGUGCUCGUCCAGAAAGCUGGUGCUCUGCAGAUCACUCCAUCUGACUCGUUCACAAAAAGAGAACUCAUCGAGUGCGCUCGAGCCGUGACUGAAAAGGUUUCUAUGGUACUCUCAGCAUUGCAAGCGGGUAAUAAAGGCACUCAAGCCUGUAUCACUGCAGCCAGUGCUGUUUCGGGCAUCAUCGCUGAUCUGGACACCACCAUAAUGUUCGCUUCUGCCGGUACACUAAAUACAGAGAAUGAUUCUGAUUCCUUCGCUGACCACAGGGAGAAUAUUUUAAAGACGGCCAAAGCUCUGGUAGAGGACACCAAGAACCUUGUUUCAGGUGCAGCGUCAAGUCAGGAGAAGCUGGCCCAUGCAGCCCAGUCCUCUGCCAAGACCAUCACGCAGCUUACAGAUGUAGUGAAAUUGGGAGCGGCAAGCAUAGGUCCAGAUGACCCAGAGACUCAGGUCGUGCUGAUCAACGCGGUGAAGGAUGUUGCUAAAGCUUUAGCUGAGCUCAUCAGCGCCACCAAGUGUGCAUCUGGAAAAGCAGCGGAUGAUCCCUCCAUGUUCCAGCUCAAGAAUGCAGCCAAGUUGUCCCCCAGAUUGCUGGAGGGUGGUCUGGAAUUGUCUCCUAACUCAGAUAUGAGUAAAAGUGUUCUGGUUAUGGUAACCAAUGUGACGUCUUUACUGAAAACUGUGAAGGCGGUGGAGGAUGAAGCAUCGAGAGGAACCAGAGCUCUGGAGGCCACUAUUGAGUGUAUCAAACAGGAACUUACAUUGUUCCAGUCCAAGGAAGCCCCUGAGAAAUCAACAACUCCAGAAGAGUUCAUACGGAUGACCAAGGGCAUCACCACGGCAACCGCCAAAGCCGUAGCUGCCGGAAACUUGGCCAGACAGGAGGAUAUCAUCUCCACCGCUAACCUUAGCCGCAAAGUCAUAGCAGAUAUGCUGAACACAUGCAAGCAAGCGGCAUAUCAUGAUGAAGUCAGUGAGGAGGUGAGGAGCAGAGCUCUGCUGUAUGGGACUGAAUGUACCAACGGUUACAUAGAACUUCUGGAACAUGUACUUCAGGUCUUACAGAAGCCAACAGGUGAGCAGAAGCAGAAGUUGGUCAUUUUGUCUAAAAGAGUCGCUGCGGCUGUCACUGAACUGAUUCAAACAGCAGAGGCCAUGAAAGGCACUGAGUGGGUUGAUCCUGAGGAUCCCACAGUGAUUGCAGAAACAGAACUGUUGGGAGCGGCUGCCUCGAUCGAAGCGGCAGCCAAGAAACUUGAGCAGCUCAAACCAAGAGCCAAACCAAAGCAAGCUGAUGAGAGUUUGGACUUUGAAGCGCAGAUUCUCGAGGCAGCCAAAUCUAUAGCUGCAGCGACCAGCGCCUUGGUCAAAUCAGCUUCAGCUGCUCAGAGGGAACUCGUAGCCCAGGGCAAGGUUGGAGCUAUCCCUGCUAAUGCUGUAGAUGAUGGUCAGUGGUCUCAAGGACUGAUUUCAGCUGCUCGGAUGGUUGCUGCAGCCACCAGUAACCUCUGUGAGGCGGCGAAUGCAUCGGUUCAGGGCCAUGCCAGUGAAGAGAAGCUCAUCUCCUCUGCCAAACAGGUGGCUGCCUCCACUGCACAGCUGCUGGUGGCAUGCAAGGUCAAAGCCGAUCAGGAUUCAGAGGCGAUGAGGAGGCUGCAGGCUGCAGGAAAUGCUGUGAAACGCGCAUCUGACCAUCUGGUUCGAGCAGCCCAGAAAGCAGCUUUCAACAAAGCUGAUGAUGAUAAUGUAGUGGUCAAGACCAGGUUUGUUGGAGGAAUUGCUCAGAUUAUUGCUGCUCAGGAAGAGAUGUUGAGGAAGGAAAGAGAGCUGGAGGAGGCCCGAAAGAAGCUGGCACAGAUCAGACAACAGCAGUACAAGUUCCUCCCAAGUGAACUCCGAGAAGAUGACCAUAAAUAAACAUAAAUGUCCUAUUUCACCUGAUAACGGGAAGUUUUCCACAAUGAUGUUUGCCAGCAGAGCACAGAAGAAAAUCUCUUUUACAGUCCGUACAACACCUACUGAGCCGGAUCGUACAUUUUUAAGUAUUUAAACUGAAGACAUUCGAACCUUGGAUGCCUCCUCCACCACAGAAAUAUUUCUGGCAUAAGACGUGUGCAUGAAGUUUUCAGAAAUUGUUAUUUUUGGAGGUGAAUUACUGUGCCUGCAACACAGCAGGAAUGGCAUGUUUGGAGUGUUGAGCAAAUGCAAUGAAGAUGAGAUGGUUCAUCUCUGUCAUUAAAAUAAAGCAUUAACAUUUUUGAGGGUUAAAAUAUGGAAUAGUCUUCAGUGUUUGGUUUACUUCUUGUCAAGAUGAAGAAAAAGCCUCUUUAAACUCAGUUGAAUGUUUAACCUUUGUAAAUUUGUAAGGGUAAAAUACAUUUUUUAUGCUUUGCUUUCAUUCAUUCACAAAGUAUACAAAUAAAAGAUAUUUAUAUGUAGACAACGUAAUGUGUGUAAUUGUGCAAUGCUAAGAUUAUAAAUUGCAUUUUCACCAUUGAUUGGUUUCUUGCUGCCCAUUGCCUUUAAAAUGAAAUAUUCCCCUACAAUGUGAGAAUACAGUGCUUCAUAGACUGUAUAUGGAGAAUAUAAUUCAUCUUUAGAUGUACUGAAGUUUCAGCUUUACCUUUCUCCAAGAAUAAACCCAAAUACUGAGUGUAUGUGGUUAAUAAAUAUACCAGAAUGGCUCUUCUCUGUUGUUUGAUAAACGGGGCUAAAUAUAUUGCACCUUUUUCUAAACCAGACAUGCUGUAACGUUAACUUAGACUACCGCAGUCUUUUAAGAGUUGUGCCGUUUCUAGCUGCUUAAUGUGAAACUGCUCUCCAUCUCUUAUUUUUCAUCAUAUACUUCAACUCUCAAAAUGGUGCUUUAUUUAUCUGCCGUGCUUGUUUUUGUUAAACAUUUGAUAUUUGUGUGAGAUCCUGUAAAUUCUUAUCCUGAUUUCACUUUUCCUCUAAUCCAUGUUUUCCUCACAUGGCAACUCUUGGAAAUCCUACUCAACCCUAUGGAAAUUCUGUAUCCAUUCAGUACUUUAUUUCCUUGCCAGCAUCACUUCUAUCAUGUAUAUUAAUCCUGCUGAUUUCACGUGCAUUUAGUUUUAGUGCCUUAGUUUCUCUGUCUAUAGAGGACAAAUUAGACCUUGGUUACACAUGCAUUGCAUGUAGAAGAUGCUUAAACAUGCUGCUUAUCCAUAACUACCUUUACACUCUGUAAAAGGUUUGGUUUUGGACUGAUCAUCGUAACAAGUUGUUGUACUUAAAAGUAUUCUCAUUAUGUGGCUCUUGUUUCUCCUAUUUUCAGCAUUGCCCCUAAAGAUAUGUGUGUCAGUUAGCUAAAUGAUGCUGUAAAUGUAUAUGGCUUAUACGUGUGUAUUGCUAUGUAUGUUAAGACGGCACAUUUUUGUACAGCAUUUCUUGUGCAUGCUCCCUAAAACCAGGCCAUAUAGCUCUGAAUGAUCGAAGUCUGUCUGCAAUCUAAUGCAUUGUGUAAAUGACAUUCAGAAAAGUCUCUGAUCUUCAGAAGGUGCUGAGGAAAGUUUGUCAUUGACUCAUCAUUUUGAUACAUUUUACUGGACAUGAAGGUGUUUUCGAAUUGCCUGUAAGAGCAUUGCUGUAAAUGCAAGAUUUGAUGUGAUGUGUAUGUAACGCAUCCACCAAUAAGAAAAAAAUAAAGGGUUUAAAAAAUUAGUGCAUUUUCAUAUGAUACAGCAUCUUACUUGUACCUUACA
Molecule: messenger RNA, 9725 nt
Organism: Paramisgurnus dabryanus
Lineage: Eukaryota; Metazoa; Chordata; Actinopteri; Cypriniformes; Cobitidae
Gene: tln2a
Product: talin 2a
Biological process (GO): actin cytoskeleton organization; cell-cell adhesion
Cellular component (GO): cytoplasm; focal adhesion; ruffle
Molecular function (GO): structural constituent of cytoskeleton; integrin binding; actin filament binding
Source: RefSeq, a predicted model, not a curated record